AUGGCAGCCCAUCAGGAGAAAAAACCUUCUGAAGAAAGAAAACGCAAAAGCGCCCAAAAUGGGACUCAGACAUCUCAAGCCCAGUGGGGAAGAGCCUGGGAGGUGGACUGGUUUUCCUUGGCAAGCAUCCUUUUCCUGCUCAUGUUUGCACCACUUAUUGUUUAUUACUUCAUAAUGUCCUGUGACCAGUACCAGUGCUCUCUGACUGAUCCACUCAUUGACUUGCUCACGGGUAAUAAACAUCUGUCUGACAUCUGGAACAAGACUCCUGCACUGACCUAUAGAGCUACUGGUAUCUAUGCUCUUUGGGUCACUUUCCAGGUGUUUUUGUAUGUAUUCAUUCCUGACUUCUGCCAUAAGUUCCUUCCUGGAUAUGUAGGAGGUGUGCAAGAAGGUGCUGUCACCCCUGCUGGUGCAGUGAAUAAGUAUGAAAUCAAUGGACUUCAGGCUUGGAUCAUUACCCAUGUGCUUUGGUUUGCAAAUGCCUAUUACUUCCACUGGUUCUCACCCACCAUCAUUUUUGACAACUGGAUUCCUCUCCUGUGGUGUGCCAAUAUCCUGGGAUAUGCAGUUUCCACGUUUGCAAUGAUUAAAGGCUACUUUUUCCCCACCAAUGCCAAAGACUGCAAAUUCACUGGCAACUUCUUUUAUGACUACAUGAUGGGCAUUGAAUUUAACCCUCGAAUAGGAGAGUGGUUUGAUUUCAAGCUCUUCUUCAAUGGGCGUCCUGGUAUUGUAGCCUGGACUCUAAUUAACCUUUCCUAUGCUGCUAAACAACAGGAGCUGUAUGGCCAAGUAACCAACUCCAUGAUCCUUGUCAAUGUCCUUCAGGGUAUUUAUGUUUUGGACUUCUUUUGGAAUGAAGCCUGGUACUUGAAAACCAUUGAUAUCUGCCAUGAUCAUUUUGGAUGGUACUUGGGUUGGGGAGACUGUGUUUGGUUGCCUUACCUCUACACUUUGCAGGGUUUGUAUUUGGUGUACCACCCUGUCCACCUGUGCACGGCUAAUGCUGUAGGGGUCUUGAUGUUGGGCUUGAUUGGCUAUUACAUCUUCAGAACCACCAACCACCAGAAGGACCUUUUCCGUCGCACGAAUGGGAAUUGCAAGAUCUGGGGCAAGAAGCCUGAGUAUAUCGAGUGCUCCUACACGUCGGGGGAUGGCACCAAGUACCACAGCAAACUGAUGACCUCGGGGUUCUGGGGGUGGGCACGCCACUUCAACUACACGGGAGAUUUGAUGGGCUCCCUGGCCUAUUGCCUGGCUUGUGGGUUUGAGCACAUCUUGCCUUAUUUCUACAUCAUUUAUAUGACCAUUCUGCUCACCCACCGCUGCCUUCGGGAUGAGCACCGGUGUUCCAGCAAGUAUGGGAAGGACUGGAAGCGCUACACUGCUGCUGUGCCUUCCCGCCUCCUCCCGGGGGUGUUUUAA
Chaetura pelagica (chimney swift) is the source of this 1428-nucleotide messenger RNA. It is a transcript of the gene DHCR7, whose product is annotated as 7-dehydrocholesterol reductase. Gene Ontology annotation, cellular component: endoplasmic reticulum membrane. Gene Ontology annotation, biological process: cholesterol biosynthetic process; brassinosteroid biosynthetic process. Gene Ontology annotation, molecular function: 7-dehydrocholesterol reductase activity. Bases 1 to 1428 code for a protein of 475 amino acids. The transcript has 7 exons. Lineage: Eukaryota; Metazoa; Chordata; Aves; Apodiformes; Apodidae. The record is from RefSeq and is a predicted model, not a curated record.